UGGCCGCCGAACCGCGGGACCCAAUGUGGCGCUGUGCGCCGCCAACUCCCUCCUUUGAGCCCGACGCUUCGGGCGGCGAACGAGCCAGCGAGCGAGCGGCUUGAAAAUGUCAAAGCUGGAUCCAAUUUGCCAGCGCGGGAGCGAGAGGAUGAGGGGGACGUCUCUUCGCCGAGGCUGAGGCAGCCUUGCCUGCCUGCCGGACGAUGAGGCUAUCUUGCAAAGUGGUGGCCCUGGCGCUCUGCCUGGCGCUCCUGCUGCUCCUCUACCUCUUGGUGGCCAACGCCGAUGAGCCGCCUUUGCCAGCGGCGGGAGAGAGCCCCUCGGGGCCCCUUGCCGCCGGGAACGACAUCGCUCGGCAGCUCCAGACUCGAUUCAGACCCGUUCAGCCGGCGGAGUCAGAGAAGGAAAAGGCGGUUCGGGUUUCCAAGCGGGAGCCACGUCCCCACCGAAAAGCAGGCAAACGCAGCGCGGGUCGAGCCAGAGGGAAGUCGACGAGCCUUCGGAGACCAAAGGACCAAAAGUAUUCUGCAGCCCAGUUUUCUUCGGUGCAAUGGAUGCAUCUUGCAGUUGUAGCAUGUGGCGACCGGCUGCUAGAAACUCUCAACAUGCUGAAAUCAGCAGUUCUCUUUAGCAACAAGAAGCUCAAAUUUCAUAUUUUUGCUGAGGAUUCCCUGAAGCCAGAGUUCGAGAAGAAAUUAGAGGAAUGGCCUACCUCUUUCUCAAAGAAGUUUGAAUACAAUGUCUACCCAAUCUCCUUCUCAGUUGGAAACGCUGAAGAGUGGAGAAAAUUAUUCAAGCCAUGUGCUGCCCAGCGCCUCUUUCUUCCGAUGAUUUUGAAGGAUGUGGAUUCCCUUCUGUAUGUGGACACAGAUGUCUUAUUCCUGCGACCCAUUGAUGACAUUUGGGGCUUUCUGAAAACUUUUAAUGCCACCCAGUUGGCUGCAAUGGCACCAGAACAUGAAAUACCAAAGAUUGGCUGGUAUAGUCGUUUUGCUCGCCACCCAUAUUAUGGAACCACUGGGGUGAAUUCUGGUGUCAUGCUAAUGAAUUUAACCCGAAUAAGAAAUACCCAAUUCAAGAACAACUUGAUACCAACAGGCUUGAAAUGGGAAGAGAUGUUGUACCCUUUAUACCAAAAGUAUAAAAAUUACAUUACGUGGGGAGACCAGGACUUGCUAAAUAUUAUUUUUUACUUCAAUCCAGAAUGUCUCUACCUGUUUCCCUGUCAGUGGAAUUAUCGACCAGAUCACUGCAUGUAUGGCAGUAACUGCAAAGGAGCAGAAGAAGAAGGCAUUUCAAUUCUGCAUGGAAAUCGAGGUGUCUAUCAUGAUGAUAAACAACCUACUUUCAAAGCACUCUAUGAAGUGAUACGUGAUUUUUCCUUCGAAGACAAUCUCUUCCAAUCCAUGUACUAUCCUCUCCAGUCCAAGUUCCUCAAUACUGUACACACUUUAUGUGGGCGAAUUCCACAAGUUUUCCUGAAACAAAUUGAGAAAACCAUGAAGAAAGUCUAUGAAAAACAUGUGAUUGUCAAUAUUGGAGCCAAUUUCAGAAUAUAAUUGUAGCAAUAUAUUUUAAUGGAGCUUUUGUUGCCCAUCAUAUCCCACCUUGGGGCUGUGAACUGAAAGUUCUGUGCUGGUUUUUGCUACAGUUCUGUAAACAGGUACCUGGGAGUAAGAUUCAUGAAGCUUAGUAAGACAUUUCUGAUUAGACAUGUAUAAUAGGCUUCCAUUGAGUCAGUUACUGCUUAAGCAAAAUGACAAGGCUUUUAUUUAAUUACAAUAAUGACCAUGCCCUUAUUUAGCUUGAUACUGGUUAUGGCAAUGGUUUAAAUUCUGGGAAAAAGAAAAGAAAAAAGAAAAACACCGUUGCAGGUAAGAUGAGGAACAUUAAUAUUUGGAAACUGUUAAGACAGAAAGAAGGAGAAUUUCUCUGUAAUUCUGUGAGAAGGCUCUUACAGAUAUUUCUUGUGAUGGAAAAUAACUCUGCUGAGAAUACGUAAUGAUAUAACUUAGCUUUUACAAUGGCAGAGGGAUGGAUUCUGCAGUUCAUCAUUCAAUGCAUGUUGUUGCUUUGAUACUUGGCUCUUUGAUGUUAGUAACUUUGAAUUUUGGCAUUUCCGUACUAUCAAAUCUCUUCAGACCUAGAGUAGAAGAUGCCUUUGGAUUUUCUUGACCCUCUCUUUUCACCAAUUCACAGCGAGUAUCCACUUUUGGUACCAUAUAGUUGUCUUUGAGAUGAACCUAGUCCAUUCAGCUAUUUCAGCAGGGGAAAUUAGCCGCCUUCUCUGCUUCCAUUCAUGGCAUUUGAUUCAUCAACAGGAUGUUACUAAUCUUAAGACCAUUCUCUUUAGGAUACCAUUGAAAAUGUCUUUGUCCUGCCUCUAGACCUUCUGCAGGUUAACUCUCUUUUGUUGCAUCAUGGUCUUGAUUGCCAAACUGACAUCAAGACUAUAAUUUGAACCUCAUACUCUUAGACAGUUUCCAGCAGAUUGCAAUUGGUCAGAAUUCAUGUGUCAUUUCACUGAGGAAUAUCUUAUCUCUUUGGUAUUUUAGGGACCAUUAUUAUCAUUAAAUCAUAUGGGGAUUUUGUUUCAGCAAAUCUAACUGUGCCCCAACUAUUUUAACCAGAAGGAUUGUCAACCUUGCUACCAUGACACUUGAGGAUAGUGAGGUGAAGCUUAAUUUCUUCUCUGCUAAAGUUUACAUGAUGAAAACAGCAACAAUUGUUGGUGUUAUUUCUUUACAGCUUGGUGGAAGGACUGUAUGUAAUAAACCAAGUAGAUUCUUGUCUGAAAAAAUGUUUUAACUAGUUAUUAAGGUGAUAUUCUUUGCUUUGCAUGAUGUAACACAGAAUUGUCUUUAUUAUUUCACCAAGUAUUAAUAUAUCCAUUUUGUUGUCUGCUAUCUUUGCUAUACCUGAUUAAGACAGCUAUUCUUUUGAACAUCUUUAUCCAUUUCUGAGAUAAAAUGCAGAACAAUUUACAGGAAUAUAUUUUUUGUCAUUUUACAUAUAGAAUUUGAGGAACAGACUUUUCACAUAGAGUUGUACAAUAUGUUCUAGAUAGCUCUUUUCUGUCACAAAUAUUAAGUAGUAAGGAGAACAUAAGGGACAACCGUAUUUUUCACUAUAUUACUCUCUGAAGCAGCUUUUGAGCUGUUCCCUUCUUUACAUUCUUGCAAAUAUAUACUAAAACGUAGAACAGUAUUUACAACAUGUUAAACGAAAUCUCAUUUUGGUAAUAAAAUGGUUUACGUGGGGGAAUUUGAUGUUAGUUAGUGUGACCUGUUAUGACUGCAACCUGGCCUGUAGAAUGGAAGCACAUGAGAGGGUGAGCUAAGAGAUCAACCAGAAGGUAAAAGAAAAUGUGGUUGGAUUUGUAAGUAUCACCCUGUGAAUAAGUUAACUGAAUUUGAAACUGCUACUAUACUAAUGCCAAAAUACUUUGUCUAAUGCUAGUGGUUCUUAAAGAGUAACAGCAAAACUGAAAGGGUAACAGCAUGCCACAUCCUCCUUUGUGGAUUUGUGUGUUUUUUGUCUAUCACAAAAAGGUCUUCCCUUUUGCAAAACGAAAGCUCACUUGAGUAUAAUUUAACUGCAGAAAAAUUCAGAAUGCCUUGCCUAGCAAUUAUUAAAAAGAAAAGUAAAUUUCCAUAAAAAGUAUUGGAAAAUCAAACUCGUGGAAGAGAACGAAGAGCUAAAUGUUUAUUUUAUAGCAGAUAUAAUACUCAAAGGAAUGAAAAGAUCUAAUAUUAUCCAUCCAAAAGAUGGAAUCUUGAAAAAUCUCUUUAAUGGAAAAUUGAUACAAUUUUGAAGAGUGAGUUUGGCCAUUUUUCACUUGGUGAAAUAUAGCCCUGGAUCAGUUGCUCUCUGUUAAAUCUCCAUUCAUGUGCAGGAUCUCAGGUACCCUGUAAAAUGUUUCAAAAUCCAGUAUUGUAAAGUUUUCUGGAAGGGUUUUUAAAAGUGGUAUUUGAUGCAGUAUUUGAUUCCAGGACAGAUUUAGAAUUUGUCCAGUUCAAUUUCUCAAAUAGAGUGUCUUUAUUUAAUCCUUUUAUAUCUCCUGUAUGAUACUCACAAGCAUAUACACAUCUCAAAGAAGAUUGAAAAACACUUGGAUAUGCAUCACAAAACUCUUUGAGAUUUGCCAUACAUUGAAGCAACAUUGCUGUUGCAGUUUUCUUUGAAGGGAAGAUAACUUAAAGUCUAUAGUAAGAAUUCUGCUCCACUUGAGCCUUUGAUUUAAGUUACUUUAUUAGAUGUAUUGGAAAUUGAAUUCAAAUCCUAGAGAUGAGGAUUAGUUCAAAGUCAGCAAUGAAUUAUGGUGUGCUACCAAUGUAGUUUUUUUAAAAAAAAAUAUUUUUGUGAAUUCAAAUUCCUUUUCAGAAAUUGAGUUCCAGUUAUACUUUUAUAGUAAACUAAAUAGUGUGAUUUUGAACAUAAAGAAGGAAAUAGUUAACUUUCUUGUCACAUAAAGUAUUAUCUCUACUAUAUUUUGAUAUGUUUACAAAAAUUGUAAUGUUGUAUUGUAUUUUGGUUUGCUUUUUUAAAAACAAGCAAACCUAAAAAUACUUUUUAUAUUUUCAUUUGAUUUAUAAAGGAUUUAAUUUUCUAAUAGUGAAUUAACACUAACAGUUCUGCACAGCAUUAGUAGACUUAUGCAAGGAAAAAUAUCAGUUUGCAUUCUGUUCUUGAGGCAUUGUUGGUGGACUACAUUGCAAAUCUCUUAAGAAAAAAAUUUAAAAUAAUUAUAUAAAUAUAUUUACUGGGUAAAUUCUUAGCUUGUUUAAACAAAUAGCUUGCAAUUUUCAGCACAUUUCGUAUUAUAAUUUUAAUAACAUUUUUUCAAUAUGUCGUUAAUACAUGCAAAAUACUAAUUACUGAUUUUUUAAAAAAUAACCAUUACAUAUAAGGCACAUAUAAAUAUUUAUUUCAACUUCCUCAUCUACAUGCUGUAUUAUUUUUUACAUUAGGAUAUGAGAAGGGGAUUUUCCACCUACUGUGAUUUCAGUAGAAAGAUUGCCAUCAAAAUAACUGUAAAUCAAGGUAAAUUAAGGUUACAGGACUGGAGAAACAAGGGAGAAUUUAUAAUCUUGUUUUAAUAGUUUUAAACUAUACUUCAAUCUCUAACUAACGCAUAGUUGCUUAACUAUUUCUGCUUGAUGGCUCAGUAUACAUUAAAGUCUGUCAGUAACUGAAUGGCAAACACUCAAAUAAUGAACUAUAGGGCUAUAAUAAAUUAUGUACAUCUACAAUUAAAAGGAGAAUAUUUAUAUUGAUGAACUGUCACCAAUUUCAAUCCUAAAUCUCAAUCUUAGGUACAUUUCUAUCUGCAAAAUAUUACCUAUAGCUGAUUGAUCCUUUGCAGACCUGGACCUAUUGAUUUUAAGGUUGAUGUCAAAUGGCCAAAAUUCCUUUUUGUGCCAACUUCAAAUACAUUUGCUUUCAAUAGCUGCCAGAUUACUAUCUCAAAGACUUGAAGAGUCACAGUUCAAGAUAGCCUGUCAAGAUAGAUAUAGCUCUUCAGAUAUGUCUAUGGAAAUUCUCAGUCAUCCAGGUCAUUGUUAUCUCAAAGAUGCUUUUUCAAAUGUGAUCUGAUGUGUAUGAAUUUAACCUUGAUUUGGAAGGAAUUCGUCCUAUUGCUAAAUUGCUUUAAGGGGUCCUUGGUGGUCUUUGAGCUUGAUUGUUUUCUUGCAGACUUUUCAUUGCCCCAAACUGUUGUGUAAUGACUGCAACAGUCACUAUAUAGGACAAGCAGGUAGAAGACUGAUAAAAUGUAUCCAUGAACACCCAACUAGCAAUCAGAAGACAUGAUGAAAACUCCUUAAUUGCACAACAUAUGGACAGACUUAACUAUAGUUUCAACUGGGAAACUAACCAUCCUAGACCAAGUCAAGUUCAAAAAUGCUAGGGAAUUUCUAGAAAUCUGGCACUCUGACAAAUUAGCCAUCAAUAGACACAUAGACAUAAACAAUAUCUACAUACUAUGCAAAAGAGACAAACAACAAGCCAAAAAGGGAACAAAAAGACUGAAACACAUCCCACCAGCAAUUAGUACCCAGAUGAAUAUAGAUUUAACUCCAAGAUUAACAUCAGGCCAAUAAUCAAGAAGUAAACAAUACCCCAAUCAAGGAAUUCCCAAACAAGCUAACAGUAAGCAGCCCAACCAAUGAACCUGUAAAAUCACUCCCACCAACACUGACAGGGCAAGCACUAGAAUAUAAAAUGAAUAUAAACCCCACUCCUUGCUAGCACUGAUAUUAUUACCUACUUAGUGUAAUAAAACAUCUGCAAAAAAACCAACAACCCCCCCCCCAAGUUCAGAGGGCAUGAAGGACCCCUCAUUUUAACCCUUAGUUACAAAUAUUCUUCUUUAUUGGCAAACUGCUUUAAUUUAUUAGAAUAGUAUCUAUAAUUUUCAGAAUUCCAGAGAUUCUCCAAAAUGUUGAUACAACUUAAAAAUUCAUUCUCACUUAUUUUUUUUGUUCUGAAUCCAAUCAUAGUCUAAGAAAAAAUUAUUUUUUUAGCACUAAGAAACUUCUUGAUGAGAUGUAAAGUACAAGUUUUGAUCUCCAUCUGCUUCUAAAGGUAGUUGAUAAUUGUGUACCUAUAGGUUUUCUACAUAGCAAACUGUUGCAGAUUUCCAUCUAAGUGGAAAAUGAAAAAUGGAAUUUUCAUUACUUGUCUCUGUGUAAAAUUGCAAUCAAUGUCAUGUCACUUUACUAACUUGUAUAUUUCUGUUUGAUGAAGUGCACUGAAUAUUUAUGGCUCCUAAGGAGGCAAUUAUAGUGUAUUUAAAGUCAUUUAUAAUUUUAGAUCUUUCAGGUAAAUAAACCAAUUUUCAGCAAA
Ahaetulla prasina is the source of this 6846-nucleotide messenger RNA. It is a transcript of the gene GXYLT2, whose product is annotated as glucoside xylosyltransferase 2. Gene Ontology annotation, molecular function: UDP-xylosyltransferase activity. Gene Ontology annotation, biological process: protein O-linked glycosylation via N-acetylgalactosamine. The record is from RefSeq and is a predicted model, not a curated record. Bases 204 to 1559 code for a protein of 451 amino acids. NCBI's taxonomy places the organism in Eukaryota, Metazoa, Chordata, Lepidosauria, Squamata, Colubridae. The transcript has 7 exons.